Messenger RNA from Molossus molossus (Pallas's mastiff bat), 2326 nucleotides. RefSeq names its product OTU deubiquitinase with linear linkage specificity (gene OTULIN). Gene Ontology annotation, biological process: protein linear deubiquitination. Gene Ontology annotation, molecular function: cysteine-type deubiquitinase activity. Lineage: Eukaryota; Metazoa; Chordata; Mammalia; Chiroptera; Molossidae. The transcript is spliced from 6 exons. The coding region runs from base 21 to 977 and encodes 318 amino acids. The record is from RefSeq and is a predicted model, not a curated record.
CCGCCGUUGUCGGCGGCCUUAUGAGUCGGGGGACCAUGCCCCAGCCUGGAGCGUGGCCCGGCGGGAGCUGUGCUGAGAAGCUGGCGCGGGAGGCGGGGGCCGCGUCUCCGGGCCCCAUCAGAGCCGCGGCGCGGGAGGGCGGGAAGGCGGAGGCCGGCGGGCAGUCUCUGGCCGCGUUGCGAUGCCCGGCCGAGCACGAAGAGGACAUGUAUCGUGCUGCGGAUGAAAUAGAAAAGGAGAAGGAGUUACUUAUACAUGAAAGAGGCUUAUCAGAACCUAAAUUAAGUGUGGCUCCUGAAAUGGAUAUCAUGGAUUACUGCAAAAAAGAAUGGAGGGGAAAUACGCAAAAAGCUACAUGUAUGAAAAAGGGCUAUGAAGAGGUAUCUCAGAAAUUCACGUCCAUACGGCGAGUCCGAGGAGAUAAUUACUGUGCACUGAGGGCCACGCUGUUCCAGGCCAUGAGCCAGCCAGCAGUGCUGCCCUCCUGGCUGCAGGACCCGGAGCUCACGCUGUGGGCAGGCUUGGCUGAACUGAGAACUGCUGAAGCAAGGCAGAUAGCGUGUGAUGAACUGUUCACAAAUGAAGAGGAAGAAUAUAGCCUUUAUGAAGCUGUAAAAUUUUUAAUGCUACACAGAGCCAUUGAACUAUAUGAUGAUAAAGAGAAGGGAAAGGAAGUCCCAUUUUUCUCUGUGCUUUUGUUUGCUCGGGACACAUCCAGCAACCCUGGACAGCUACUGAGGAACCAUCUAAACCAGGUGGGACACACUGGUGGCCUUGAACAGAUUGAAAUGUUUCUUCUUGCCUAUGCCGUGCGCCACACCAUCCAGGUAUACCGGCUCUCCAAAUACAGCACUGAAGAGUUCAUCACGGUCUACCCAACAGACCCACCCAGGGACUGGCCGGUGGUGACCCUGAUAGCCGAGGAUGAUCGGCACUACAACAUCCCCGUCAGAGUGUGUGAAGAAACGAGUCUGUGACAGACGUGCACUCGGACAGCCUGACGAUGGGGCCAAGGUGUGCAGGCAGCUCCUGGGCUCGGGCCUCAGCCUGCUGGUCUUAGAUGAACUAUGCGAACUCUUGGACCCUGUGAGCCACGCUGGCCUGGGAUGUUCUGAAGACUAGCUUUUGAUGAUAAGAGUUAACCAAGUUUCCACCCUCAUUUAUGAUGCAAAAUGUUUUAGUGGGACCCUUCAGAGCAUACCUGUUGGAAGGUGCAAACUACAUCUUUUCCAUAAAACAAAUACUUCUGUGUCAGGAGACUCAUUUUGGAGAGGAAUAUGUUCUUUAUAUCUCAAAUCAAACUUUCUCUAAUAGUAAACUGGCUUUCAGUUGUUUUUUUUUUGAAAGAUAGUGAUUUGUUUUAUUUUGUUGGUAAUGGGUCUCUGUGGUACCUAUGCAGUUUGCUUAUGCAGUAUAAUUCCGGGAUGGAGUCUGCUAAUGGCCCAGUCUUAACAUCCUCUGAUAGUCUCAUCAAGCAGUGGCUUGAAUUUACAUGCUAAUUACAGCUCUCCUAAACAUAUUAUUUAAUAGAAAAUUAAGAAUUAGGUCCAAAAGGCUGGAGGCAAUGGCACCUGGAAAUCCUUGUUCUUCGGGGACAUUUUAGGUGUUUGAGGCCGCAGGCGCACCAGGCCUGGUACGAGGUGCAGGUGGUGCGCUGUGAGCCGAGUGAGUGCUGCUUGUAGUUGAGCUGUAAUGUUGGGGACUGUUUAUAAUUCUGCAGCCCAUAGAUGCACCAUUAUUGUCAGAACAGAGCUCAAAUUGACCAGCUUUUUUAGAGGAGGAAAGCAAGACCAAGUGGCUGCAGGCACUCGUCUGAGUUCAGGGGUGGGAUGAUCUGGAUCCAGGUCUUCCUGUGCCCUUUUCGUGCUACCCUUUUAGAGGGUUUCUAUCGCCAAAUUCAUCUGCUGGUAGGGGACAAACAACAGCGGAGUGUCUAAGGUUUUUCAUGAGCCAAUUUAAGCAGAAGUGUAUACUAAAGCAGAGUAUAAAAGUAUGGCCAAGCUGCACCUGCCCUUGAUUUAUUUGGAAAGCCUGAGGGAGGCAUUGUUCCCCACCAUGAGCCAUUGCCUGCAUGAUCACAGGCUAGUGUGGUGACCAGGUGGUGGUUACGGGGCAGCCUCGCUGAGCAUGGUCUGCGUCAUGGCCUGAAUCAUCCACGUGAGGCAUGGACUGUACACUGUUCACAGUAACCAGAUGUGUUGAUCUUUAAGGUUGUAUCAGCAGCUCUUGAAUUGGCCCAGCAUUUGAGGAAGUGGUGGUACCCUGAAGUACUAAGCUUCUUUUUAGAAUAACUUAACUCUUCAGUCCAAUUUAUUAACGUUUAUAA